Molecule: messenger RNA, 3387 nt
Organism: Hemicordylus capensis (graceful crag lizard)
Lineage: Eukaryota; Metazoa; Chordata; Lepidosauria; Squamata; Cordylidae
Gene: BPIFC
Product: BPI fold containing family C
Exons: 16
Coding region: 265-1713 (482 amino acids)
Molecular function (GO): lipid binding
Source: RefSeq, a predicted model, not a curated record
GUUCCUUCGCUCAUUCAAAUCUCCCUCCCGCCCUUCCUCCUCUGUUAGGAAGGGAAGGGUGCCAUCUUGUAUUCCUUCCUCUUCAAGCUAUUCCUGGGAGAAGUGCUGGGUGGGCAGCUGUGCCCCCUCACAAGAAAUGGCCCACAGUCCGCUGCCUAAGGCAGCCUGCUUCACCCUGCUUCAUGGUGGGGCUGGCCUUGCACGCACAAUGUCAUAAGAAAAGUAUGAAGGACAAGGUUAUUGGAAAUAAGGAGGAAAGAAAUAAUGAAGUUUUAUGGCUUUUUGCUCCUAUGGAGUCUGCUGAGCUGGGGCCUUGACGCUAACCCUGGAAUCAAAUUGAAGAUCACGCUGACCGGGCUGGACUGUGGAAAGCAGUUUGGUAUAGAGUUUCUGCAGCAACAAUUAAAGGAAGCAAUAUUUGAGGACAUAAGAGGCCAGGAGUCAACUGGGCUUGGUAAACUUGACUACACCGUGUCAAGGCUAAAAGUUAUCAAUAUUGAUUUCCCAAAUACAUCAGUGACUCUUAUACCUGGGUUUGGGAUUAACCUAUUGUUUGAAGAUGCUACAGCAGCUGUUACCGCAGACUGGAAAAUAAAGUCCUGGAUGUUCACACGCUCCGGAAGCGUUAGCAUCAACAUUUCAAGAGUAUUGAUCUCAGCCAUUGCUGUAGUGUCACGUGAUGAUGAUACAGGUCACCCAUCACUGCAGUUCGCAAGCUGCCAGGCAAACAUUCGUGUUCUUAACAUCAAGAUGGAUGGGCAAACCAGCUGGUUUAUUAAACUCUUUUCUGGUUAUCUGGAGAAGUCCAUCCGUAAUGUCUUGAAUGGAAAUUUGUGUCAAUAUAUCAGUGAUGAGAUCCAACGGAUUAACACAAAGUUCAGAGAGUAUCCAGUCCUAACGCAGAUUGAUAAUUUUGCACAAAUAGACAACACUAUGGUGAAAUCUCCAACUAUCUUCGAGACACACAUUAACCUGGAUUUAAAGGGGACAAUCUACCCAGCUGAUAAGAUCUCAGAACCUCCCUUCGAAGCAGCCUCUUUCGUUCUCCCAGACAUAAAUCACUCCAUGCUCUAUAUAGGACUCUCAGAAUAUUUCUUUCAGUCUGCUUCAGUAGCCUAUUACACUUCUGGGGCCUUCAAUGUCUCUACUGGAGAGAAACUUUCCUCUUACUUCAACUUUACUACAGAUACCUUUGGCAGCAUUAUUCCCACUAUUGCCGAGCGUUAUGCAGAACCAUAUCCGGUAAUGAUGAAUCUAUUAGCGACUGCUGCGCCUGUGAUCACUUUGCAUAGAGGCAGAUUCAAUCUUGAGUUUAUUGGUUCCAUGGAGGUGCUGGCUGUUCUACCAAACUCAACUGCCCAGUCCCUGUUCAUCUUGAAGAUAACAGCCGAUACUCAUACCAGUCUGACCAUAUUUGAAGAUGAGCUAAUACCUACUAUAUGUCUGGACAGUUUCCAGCUCUCCUUGGCUAACUCUAAUGUGGGCAUCUUCAGAGUUUCACUUUUGGAGAAUCUCUUGACUUAUGUUUUACAAAAUGGAGUAAUUCCAGCAGUCAAUGCCAAACUGAAGGAUGGAUUUCCUUUACCUUAUAUGGAUAAACUUUCACUAGUAGAACCUGCUGUUAAAAUCCAUAAGGGCUACUUGUUGAUUUCCACUGACAUCAGCUUCGACCAUAAAGCAAGAGAACAUUUGGAAUCGUCAGAAAGAUUGUGAUCUAGUAGUAAUCAAACCCAGGAGAAGACACCCUUUUCCUCCUAAAUGAAUCAAAUCUCAAGACUGCUUCUCUUCAGAUUAAGAAGGGAAGACUCAACAGGAAGGAAAGAAAUCAUUACUGGAGAACUUGCAACAAUGCUCCAACCAGUUGUUUAGAAGUUUAUUGCAAACCAGUUGGUGACCCUCUCCCUCUUGGAGAGGGAAGCAGCCUUAAACUGGAAGUAGCAGGCCAGCAUGACAGAUUACAUUAUACAUUAAUGUAGUGUAUAAUGUAUAAUCUGCACAUUAUAAAACCAGGAAUGCAAUAGCAAGAAAAAAUGAAUUGUAACUACUUGGUAAUGCUGCGGAUCAAUAUUCCUAGCAAGACGAUGAUGCAGACAUGUAUCUUGAUGCUCCAGGUGGGGGCUGUAACAAGAUCUGAGAGCAGCAGCAGUAUACAAAGUUAUAAGGGUGUUACCCAGGGCUGCUGCUUGUAACAUGCUAGCCUCCAAACCAUUCUGUACAGUGGAUUAAUGGGAAAGUCCCAGAGCCUUCCUGCAAUGCCUCUGCUCAUAAGAGUGCUCCAUGUGCUUUCUUCAGCAUUUUAGUUGUCUCUGAAAGCAUCAGCAUCGGAAGUUGUCCCGGAAAAAGCAGAGCUAAUGUAGAAAGGAAAACUCACAUCUGUCUCAUUCUUCUGGAGAUACAGAUCAUGCUUUCCCUGCUAGCCUUCUGAUCACUCUCCAUCUUCGGUGGGGAUUAAACCUUUAUUUAAUUCCUUGGGUGAGAGCUGCUACGGCUCUCAAAACUGUUUGCAAGCCCCAGCAUCUGAAUGUUAGAAGCUGGAGGCUUAGCAUGAUACCAGCAGGGGGGGUGGGGGGAGAAGCACCCGUGUGUGAUGGUAUUCCACGCAACUGAUGUUUCCUUCAAGUUAGGCCCUUUUAUCACUGCUAGGCCAUUUAUCAACAUGGCGACAACAGUGAGUGCAGUACACGCCCAGGUCAUAAUUCUGUAGGAUGCUAACAAUCAGAGGAGUGCUUAUCCCUGGACUUCCAGGUCAAAGUCCAGGGCCUCCACACCACCUGGCCUGAGGCCUAGGGUUACCAACAUUUCAUUGCCAGAAUGAGGGACACAGGUUUGAGGGGGCUGGCUGGGAGGUGUAUGCAGUGGUAAUCAAGAGCCUGAGUAUUAUUGAAGUAUAUGUAAUUGAAUUAUAUGCUAAUAAUAAUAAUAAUAAUUAAUAAUAAUUCGAUUUCUAUACCGCCCUUCCAAAAAUGGCUCAGGGCGGUUUACAAAGAGAAAUAACAAACAAAUAAGAUGGCUCCCUGUCCCCAAAGGGCUCACAUUCUAAAAAGAAACAUAAGACACACACCAGCAACAGUCACUGGAAGUACUGUGCUGGGGGUGGAUAGGGCCAGUUACUCUCCCCCUGCUAAAUAAAGAGAAUCACCACGGUAAAAGGUGCCUCUUUGCCCAGUUAGCAGGGGAAUAAAUGAGGGACAAAUGCUGUCCCUAUAGGGACCAACAUUUCAUCCCUGAAAUGAGGGACAUCCUGCAUAAUGAGGGACAGUUGGCAACCCUACACGAGGCCCCCCCGAUUCUCUUUAGUCAGUCCCAGGUGGUGUGAUCGUCCUGCCGCCAGCCCGCACUGCACCAGACAGCCAGACAUGACUGACCUGCAACGGGCAGCCAAGCGUG